Polistes dominula (European paper wasp) is the source of this 3589-nucleotide messenger RNA. RefSeq lists its product as uncharacterized. NCBI's taxonomy places the organism in Eukaryota, Metazoa, Arthropoda, Insecta, Hymenoptera, Vespidae. The record is from RefSeq and is a predicted model, not a curated record.
GAAAGAGAGAGAAAGAGAGAGAGAGAGAGAGAGGAGGAGGAGUUAUCGUAGUAACACCGGCACCGUCUCCUCUCUCGUGGCUUCGUGCUUGUCUCGGAAUUAGUGAGUAGACAGAAUUAUGUCCGUGAGGAAGGCGGCACAACGUCUCAGUCGAGUUUUACAGCUCGACGAGUGCACACGCACAUAAGUCAUUCUGCUGAGAAAAUAGAAAAAGGAUAGUAAAAGAGAAGGUAGAAGAAGAAGAAGAAGAAUAAGAAGAAAAAAAAGAGAGAAAGUCAUUUUGGCAAUAUUCCCUAACUCGUAGGAACAUCACGAGCCUAUUUGCCUUCAUUGAAUUGGGGUUUGGUUUUUAAAUUUUUUUUCUGUUUUUUUUUCUUUUCUGUUUUUUUUUUCUCACGCGACUUAGAAACUUUGCUAACGUUCGAGAGUAAGAGUGAAAAUAAAAAAAGAAUCAACGCGACUUCGAAUUGUCAACUUGUGGACCUUCUACUACUACUAUCGUACAACCAUCAGUUUUGCUAACCGUUUGCGUACCAGAACAACGAGUGUUUUACUCUUUCACCUGGUGCUCCCAAAGUUCUCGGUACGAGCUCGCUCGCGUGCGCGCGCUUUUAAUCUACACGCGCAUGCACUUACGCACACUUUCUCGAUCGAGAUCGAUUAAGAAUACUCUUCUAAAUUUAAGAGUAAUCAGAGAGAGAGAGAGAGAGAGUAAGAGAGAAAAUUAUAAAUAGAGAAGAUGCUCUUUGAAUCAUUGCCGAGUUGUUGACGAGAUAGGGUACAACUACGUCUAUCUAAUUUGAGAUUUUGCAAAUAAUUCAAGAGAUUCAGUUAAUAUUUGGACAAGAUGAUAUCGAAGUGGGUAUUCGUUUUGUUUUUGGUGAUGAAUAUCGUUGUUAGUGGUUUGUCUCGUAGGAACCCACAUCAUCAUAUUCGUCGUCAUACAUCUAAUAUCAAUAGCAAUAGUAAAGAUCAUUCCAAUGAACAAAUUACCAAUCGUUUAUAUACGAAUAACGAUGAUGAAUCAAUCGGUAUCGGUGAAAAGGCUAGAGAAAUAAUGAAAACCGAAGAAGCUAAAGUUUCCGUACCGUUCAACGAACGUAAGCUUGAGAAAAUGUUGGAAAAAGCUAUAAUAAAAAUAAUCAUGGGUGAUCUUACCAAUGCCGAUAUGAAUUUGUUGAAAAGUUUGAAUUAUUCUUUAACAGAGAUUCUAACGAUUCGUAAUAACGAACUAGCCAAACAGGAAGAGAAAAAACGUUUGGAAAUAAUCCAGAUGGAAAAAAUAAAAUCGAAGAGUAAACAUUACGAAAAGAAGAAGAGGGAAAAAUUUGAAAAAAAAUCUACCGACAACGAGGAUUUUGAUUUUGAUGCGUUCAAUAGACAAGCUCUGCUUGAUUACGAAAAUCUUCCUACUGAAAUGGAACUUCAACAGACACGAUCCGAUGAUACUGGUGAUAACGAUUACAAUGACCAGAUGUCAAAGGAAAAGAACACCGAAGAUAAGAACAAUUCUCCUGACAAUUUUCAUCGUCAUUUUGACAAGGCAAUGGAACCGCACGUGGUAUUCAAGAUACGUUACGACGAUUCCGAAUUCGAUUCUUCCAGUUCCGAGGAAAAAUCAAAUGCAGUAAAAAAACAGCCGACUAAUCGUGACUUCUCCAAUACGAAAGUAGAAGAUUCACUUACAAAUACUGCUAAUUCCUUUCCCCCUUUUACCUCCGAUCCUCCUCUUCCACUUCCUCUUCGUUCUUCUUCAUUUUCUUCAUUAUCUCCUCCUUCCUCUACUUCUUUACCCGUGAUAUCUAAGAAUUUUCAUAUAAUCGAUGAUCGAUUACGCGAUUUGACCAAUAAUGUGGAGAUUCUAGAAACUCAUUUGGACGAUUCUGUCAACCUAAAUAAUGUUAAUUUAUCGAAAAAUUCUAGUGACAACGUAGAUGAUAAUGUCACAAACGAUUCGGAAUUAAAAAAAGAAGAUUCUACAACGGGCAAAAUCGACAACGGGGGAUCAGAUGCUUCGAAAUCUUCGGUCAAACGUAUUAGCGAAUACGAAGGUUUGGAAUGGGUCGAAGACGACGUUUAUCGAGUAAUACCAUCCUUGGCGAAUAAUCUUGGAGAUUAUGAAAACGUGGAAGACAACGAAUCGUCGUUGAAUUAUGACGACGAAAUUCUUUCGUUUUACGCACAAAAUACAACCCAUUGCAAAAAAAACGAAAGGGAAAACGACAACGACACCGCCGAAUAUCAAAACGACAAUCCUGAAACAAUCAAACUCGUAAUGGCUAAUACCAAUUUAACAUCCGUGGAGAAUCAAUCGUUUGGGUCUUAUCAGCAAAUGCUUCAAGCUCAUCGAAAAGAAGGAAACCUAACAUCAACCUUCGACAGUCAAGGGCAGAAAGCGAUCGAAGAUAUAAAAUCAAGAGUAUUGGCACUAACGGGAAGAUUCAAUCUAAGUUCGAACGCGAAUACGGUUCAACGUGAAAAACUGACUAUGUUUCCACCUACUUGUCGAUUACCGCGUAAUACGGAUGAGGAAGCUUGGUCGGACCCGUUCUUAAUGAACAUGCACUUUCGAUUAAAUCUGACGUGGGACGAGCACGUGAUCGCUGCGAAAUUGAGGAUCUACAAGUUGCCGCAGGAAAAUUUGACGUUGUCGUCAACGAAUGAUAGCGACGGGGACAUACCAGAUGAGGAAGAUGAAAAGAGAAUCAGAAUAUCGGUCUAUUAUUACACGAGAGCCUUGAAAAAACAUCGAGCAAGGAAACGUUUGAUGGAUUCUGUGAUGACGCCAUUAACGAGCGUAGGAACUCAUUUGGCCUUAGACAUACGACAGGGACUUAAAUUUUGGAGAGUAGAUCCAAGAAGUCCAUAUGCUAACACGGGCAAUUACGGUCUGGUAAUUCAGGUGGAAGAUCAGGACGGUAAACCGCUCAAACCGGCCCUUUACAUUCAGGAGCCGUCUUGUCCGAAUGGCGACGACGUUCAGAAGGCAUGCAACCACUUACCUGCACUUUUCAUCCGAGCCUGUACUCGUUACGUUCGCGUCGUAAACGGCGAAACGGUCACGUACAUGAAUUGCAGGCACUAAAGGUGCCGGCGAGUAGAGUCAGGCGAUAGUAGAGGGUUGAUGAUCGCGAUGGUUCAAGAAGAAAAGAAGGAAGAGAAGAAGAAGCAGAAUGGAAGAAGAAGCAGAAGAAAAGAAGGAGCAGCAGAAACAAAAGGAGGAGAAAAUGAGAAAACGAAAAAAUAGAAUUAAAACAAACGUUUACAUUGUGUAAAUGUUAGGCAGAUGUAAAUUUUCAACUGCAUUCACUUUCACCCCCUCCCCCUUCACCACCCAACCGACCCACCGUCACCCACACACACACGCACACACAUUUCAUAUUUUUGUAAAUGAUUGAACUUUCAAUUUAGGGUAUUACACAUAUAUAUUUUUUGAUACCAGUUUAGAGUUCGAAAGGGAUUGUAUGAGACUGACGUACCUACGUAGCGAUUAAGUUGUUAAGAAGAGAUUAAACAAAACAGGAUAAACAAAGAACAACCAAAAAAAGAAAAAAAAGCAAUAGAAAAUUGCAAAGUUACGUUUGCGUAC